AUGAUUCUACAGUUGCCCAUUGGGUGUAGUUCUUUGCGUGUCUUCACCCGCGGGCAAGCACUCUCACCCGAUGCUAAAAUAACUAAACCUCAGUACACGGGGAACGUCUCCACCAAAACACAAAAAUUGGAGUUCUAUCCAAUCGACGUUCUUGAGACGUUACAAGUUGCCCGCGGCCAAAAAAUAUGGGGAUUGUCCCAACUUUUGACUUAUGGAUCCGAGUCUGGCUAUCCUGAAAAUGUUGAUAGAGAAGCUGUGGCCACUGAUAAGGCGGACGUCCUUCCAACCACCAUCCAAAAUCUGAUAUCUCGACAUGGUCAAAGGUUCUCGAACAUGGUUUUACUCUCUGAUCAAAUUCUUUUCCACCUCGGAUCACUUCGCUUGAUCAUCCUCAAUCCCGAUGUGGGACUCACUCACCGAAUCCGCCAAAACGCCUCGGCGUGGAAAGAGCAGGUGAAAACCGACAUUCGCGUCGAAAAAUCUCAAUUCGACGAAGAUGGCGCGACAAUCUGGGCAAACCAGGAUCUCGAACCUACACCACGCAGCAAGCGCAACUAUCACUGGUACAAUUAUCUGCUAUACUUCAUCGGUACUGGAUUCAAUAACUGGACCGGCGGAAGUGGUGUCAUUGGAGUUGGACUAGGAUGGAAAUCCGCUAUCAUCAUUGCUUUUACAGGAAAUAUGCUUGCCGGUACGCUGGUGUCGCUCAACUCAAAGGCUGCUGCAAGAUAUCACAUCGGGUUCCCGGCUGUUGCGAGAUCUGUUUAUGGGAUGUGGGGAUCCUCGUAUCAGGUUGCUGUUUGUGCUAUUUUAGCAGCGGUUUGGCACGCGACAAAGGUGUACGAAUGCGCGAGUUAUCUAAACAUCAUGAUGAAGGCGAUUUUUGGGCACCAUUUUACCGAUAUCCCGAACCAUGUGCCGGCGAGUAUCGGGUACACGACUCAAGAUUUUUUAUGCUAUUUUCUCGUUUGGGUUCUCAUGAUUCCUUUACUCUUCAAACGCCCAUACCAGAUGAAAUGGUUCUUCACUAGCUCUGGUAUAUUGAGUUUCUCGGCUAUCUUCGGUCUGUUCAUCUACUGUAUGGUGAAGUCAGGUGGUAGAAUCAGCUUGGAUCAGUUUUCAACAACAAACGACUUGACACCCACGCAAAAGAAAUGGCAACUCAUCUAUGCCUUUUCAAGCACCAUCAGCAACGGGUCAAGUUACAUCGAGUCGAUUCCCGACAUGGCUCGCUGGGCUCAUUCCCAAUGGAGUCCGAUCUAUGUCACCCUGUUCACAAACUGGGUAUUCAAUCCUCUCUCCUCCGUGCUUGGAAUUUUGGGUACUUCGGCACUUCAGGCUGCUACGGGACAGACUAUCUGGACACCAUGGGAUAUCAUGUCAUACAUGCUGGAACAACACACUUCGGCCGGUUCACGAUUUGGUAUAUUUCUGCUCGCCUGCACAUGGUUCUCUCUAUCACUCAGUCAGAAUAUCUCGUCUAAUAUGAUUCCCUUUGGCUCGGAUACCACGAUGUUAUGGCCAAGACACAUUACCAUGACCCGAGGUUUCAUCAUUGUCCACCUUCUUGCUUGGGCUAUCUGUCCAUGGAAGAUUUACGCAUCUGCAGAAACGUUUUUUUAA
Messenger RNA from Talaromyces marneffei, 1623 nucleotides. RefSeq lists its product as uncharacterized. Gene Ontology annotation, cellular component: plasma membrane. Gene Ontology annotation, molecular function: nucleobase transmembrane transporter activity. Gene Ontology annotation, biological process: transmembrane transport; nucleobase transport. NCBI's taxonomy places the organism in Eukaryota, Fungi, Ascomycota, Eurotiomycetes, Eurotiales, Trichocomaceae. The record is from RefSeq and is a predicted model, not a curated record. The transcript has 2 exons. Bases 1 to 1623 code for a protein of 540 amino acids.